Molecule: messenger RNA, 3322 nt
Organism: Apis cerana (Asiatic honeybee)
Lineage: Eukaryota; Metazoa; Arthropoda; Insecta; Hymenoptera; Apidae
Product: transmembrane protein 135
Source: RefSeq, a predicted model, not a curated record
AGCUAUAAAAUUCUCUAAAAAGACGUUCCAGAAACAGUACAUAGAUGUCAGUAGCAAUGUAGUUACGCGAUCAUGCGCGACUAUAGUAUAAUAUAUAGGUCAUAUUAUGAAAUCGAUUUUUUUUUUAUAUAAAAUAGAAAUAAACAAAUAUAUUUUUCUCAAGUUAAAUAUUAUUUUGUAUAAUUAAAAAUGUAAUAUAAUUCUAAUUCUCUGUCGAUCAUUGUAAUUUUUCUAAUAAACUUAUUUACAAAUCGUAAUUCAACAAUAAAAGAUUUUAAUAUGCUUAUACAUAUGGCUUUUAAUAUAUUGUAUUAUAAUAUCUUAUAUAUUUUUAUGAUUAUUUCCAGAUUUUAAUAUAAAACUAUACUCACAGCUUAUUACUCGAUAAAAUUUAACUUUAAUCAUCAAUGACCGACAGAGCAACAAUAUAAAAAGUAAAAAAAGAUCGCUUGAAUUCCUAAUAAAAAAACCUGUUUCAAUAUAUUUGCACACAUUUACUUUUUUUUUUUAUAAUAUUUUCUUCUAUUCUCGUAAGAAUUCUAUCAUCUUUUUAUCUACUAUAUUAGUUAGAAAAUUUUUAAUUUUGUUAAAAAGUAUUUAGUGAAAUAUUUUGAUCAUAAUUCUUAUAGUUUUCAAAUACUUUAUUCAAAUUUAAUAUGAAAAAUUUAAUAACGACAUAUAAUUUGAUAUAUAAUAAUGACAAUAAUUUAAAUAAUAAUAUAUAAAAUUUCAAAAUAUAUUGAUAAAAUUUUAUUAUAAUACUAAACUAUAAUAUAUACUAUAUAAAUUUUAAUAUAUUUAUAUAUAAAUAUAAAAAAUUUUUAAAUUUAUAUUAUAAAUUUUUCAAAAAAAUUAUUCUCUAUAAAUUCUCUAUAAAUGUAAUAUAUUGAUAUAUUACAUUUCUAACUUAUAUUACUAAUUUUAGUCAGGUAUCCUUUCACAUAAAGUAGGUUUAUAGUAAUAAUAAACCGGAAAUAGAAUUAGAAAGUUAUUAUAAAUUAUAAUAUAUAAAUUUUAAUAUAAUGCAUUUAAAAAAGUCAUCAAUUUAUUGAAAAUGUAUAAAAUGAAUUUUUAAUAUAAAUUCUUUAAAAUUAUAAACAAAUAAUAAACAAACAAUUUAUCUUACAUAGAGAGAUAUAUAUAUAUUUUAUGUAUUUUUUUUCAUCUGCGAUUAGAAAGAUAAUAAAAUAAAUCAUUAACAUAAAUCAAUAUCAUAAAUCAAGAUAAAAUAAAAAUAAUUUUUUUUACUUUGAUACUUUAAUAGUUUAAUAUUAACUUAUUGAAAUAUAUUUAAAUAUUUAAAUUAUAAUAGUAAAUGUGAAAGGUCGUUUGAAAAUGAGUUGACUUUGUACUGUCUGUUCAGUCGGUGACGAGCGGUCGACAAGUCCGCACGCAUUGAUUUAGGUGUUACUGUGAAUUUUUUUUGAUCUACAAAACGCAUUUAUGAUAUACCGCUUUAAAGAACUAAAAUUUAAAAUCAAAAAUAAGUUUUUUAAUUCUUGAUAAAUAUUUUUCAACUAUUAUAUAGAUUUUUUUAAUCAAUCAUAAUUUUAUCAAUUCAUGUUUAGCUGCGUAAUUCAAAAUAAUGUAUAACAAUUAAAAAAAAUGAAUUCAAUAAAGUAUUUGACAUUAUCAAAAUAAUUAUAACUGUGUGUCAACAAAAGUGUUAUCUUUAGUUUUGUGCGAUAUUCCUCGUUGAAAAUUGACAUUUUAUAACCAGAAAUUGGAUUCAACUGCGAAAUUUUUAGUUAUCAAAGAAUGCCUUCGCAACUAAGCAAAUGCAUCGAUAUAUCCUGUAAGGAAUACUCACAUUAUUGGAGAGAUUCCUGUUUAAUAGCAGCAGCCGGUCUUGGCAUAGAUGCUCUUCAAGAAUGCCUAAAGAUAUAUUCUACAGUUUACAUAGUUGCUCUUUUAAUGAAAGGGAAAGUACCAUCUAAAGCAGACAUUAAAAAAACAAUAUUGGGUCUUUUGCAAUCAACUGCUUUUCUCUCAUGGAGUGCUUUCUCAUAUUCUGUGUUUAUUUGUUCUUUAAGACGUAUACUUGGAAAAUUCAGUCUUUUGACUGUAUCAUUUCUUCCAUCUUUUUUAUCUAGUUUGUCAGCUAUUAUUAUUGAGCGACCAUCAAGACGUUCUUUAUUAAGUUUAUAUGUAUCUAAUGUUGCAACAGAAACAUUAUUUAAAAUGGGAGUAGAAAGAGGAUAUUAUUCUCCUAUUUCACAUGGUGGAACAUAUAUUUUUGCUACAUCAAUAGCAUUGUUACUUUAUUUCUAUCGUUCUAAACCAAAUAAACAAGUUUCCUUAUAUAAAAUUUUUAGAAUUAUUGUUGGAAAAUAUGAAGGGAAUGAAUAUCUUAAAAAAGAAAAUUUAAAUUGUGAAACACAAAACAACUCUGCUAAUGAAGAGAAUAAUAGAAAUUUAAUAAAACAACAUAUUUUAAAUAAAACAUCCUGUAAAAAAAAUAUAUUCAUAAAAUCACUUGAAAUAUACAAGAAAAUCAUAGAAAGAUUAAAACAACUUAAAGGAAAACAUAUAUCAUGUUCACAUCCUUUUAGUUGUGUUCAUUAUAUAUUAAAGGGUAGUAUACAAGUAUUUAGUUAUGCUCUAAGUGCCCAAUUAGUGAUUAAUUUGUUUUUUGGUACUAGAAAAUUAAUUACAAAACCAUUCUUAACAAGAGCAAUAAUUUUUAGAAAAGACAAUCUAAAUUUACCUAUGUUUUUAGGUGGUUUUACUGGACUUUAUAGGCUAAUAUCCUGUUUAUUAAGAAGAUUUUUUAAAAAAGAUUCUUCUUAUUAUGCAAUACCCGCUGGACUUAUUGGUGGUUUAACAUUUAUGAUUUAUAGUAGUAAUACAAUAGCUUUAUAUUUUAUGUGGAAAGCAUUACAGUUGUUAUGGAAUGAUCUUGUGGAAAAAAAGAUAGUACCUGAAAUAAAGUGGUUCGUGAUCUUUUUAUAUUGUUUUAGUACAGCAGUACUCUUCCAUGUAGCAAUCUUUGAACCACAUCUUUUAAGAUCUUCCUAUUGGAAAUUUUUAUAUGCUAUAUCUGGAGGAAGAAUAGCAACAAUGUCUCGAGAACCAUUAGAUAUAUUUGGUUUUGAAACAUCUAAGCAUCUCACGGACGUACUAAAAAAAACUAAUACUAUCAUUAAAAAAGCUUAUAUUUUUUAAUUUAAUAACAUAAAAAAAAGAAGAUAUAUUGAAUUUUGUUUUUAUACAUGUAUUUGUUAUUUAUAAUAUCAGAAAAAUGACAAUAUGAUUCAAAAUGUUUGUUUCUAUGUAAAAAGAUACAAAAAAAUUUAUAUAUAAAACUUCCUCCUCAAGAAAA